Messenger RNA from Oncorhynchus nerka (sockeye salmon), 6636 nucleotides. RefSeq names its product fibroblast growth factor 11-like. Lineage: Eukaryota; Metazoa; Chordata; Actinopteri; Salmoniformes; Salmonidae. Bases 873 to 1676 code for a protein of 267 amino acids. Gene Ontology annotation, cellular component: cytoplasm; nucleus. Gene Ontology annotation, biological process: regulation of voltage-gated sodium channel activity. Gene Ontology annotation, molecular function: growth factor activity; sodium channel regulator activity. The record is from RefSeq and is a predicted model, not a curated record. The transcript has 5 exons.
CGUGGGGGGCGGCGGGGAGUUAGUUGAGGGCUGUGUGGAGAGAGAGAAUGCCAGAAGAGGAGGAAGAUAAAUCUCUCUCUGUCCAACCCUCUGUUCCGUUCCUGGAUUCAUUCUUGGGAGUCUGUCACCGUCCCGCCUGCUGUGCUGCCUCUGGAUCUAAGUCUACUGGAUUACAGCUCCGUUUCUCCACUCAUUACUCCUGACGCUUGCAUUUCCACGGCAGGCAAAGUUGGGCAUCCAGAGACUGUAUGUUGACUGCCUGUUCAUUUCCUCUUUGAAUUUGUAUGCUGUUUGAGCUUCAAAAUGAUUUCACUUUUCACUGGAAGAAGUGUGAUUUUAAUAUGACUGAGAAAAGAGCUCCGUCUCUUUUUUGGGGAUUGUUUACUUAUAGGAUAGGCUAGUGAUUUUGCUAUAUUUUGAACUUCGUUGUCGCUGGUGAUUUGGUUGUGAGGGACAAGAUGAGUGGGGAGGGAGGUUAGAAAUGUAGGAAAUGUUGAUGUCUUUUCAUGUUUUAUUUUGAUCAAACAGACAUUCUAACCUCCCUCACCCGUCUUUCUUUUUUACUGAAGAUGUGACCUUAUUGGUCUCUGUUUUUCAGCAUUGGUGCAUUUAUUUCUCGUCACACUGGAGGGUCCACUUUGGAUGUGUGACUGCACUUGAACUCUCACCGUCCCCUGCUCUUCCCUUUUCCAGGUGGCUCUUAACCUAGACCCUCUCUCUUUAACCCUGCGUAAAACCCCUCUCCCCUCUCUGGGGGCUCUCUCUGGACCUUCCGACCAUUUUCUGUUGCUUGAGGACACAGACAGCCCCGCCAGAAGAGGGGCUGUUGGGUAGGAAGACACCCCCCUCCCAAAGGUGAGAGGGGGGGGAAGAUGGCAGCUCUCGCCAGCUCUCUCAUCAGACAGAAACGGGCGGUCAAGGACGACGGACAAAACCGACCGGUAGCCAACAAGAGGAAGCCUUGUCCCAAGAGCAACAAGUCUCUGUGCCAGAAACAGAUCCUAGUCCUUAUCUCUAAAGUGAGGCUAUGUGGGGGUCGAAAAAGUCGAAAAGAAAAGAGACCGGAGCCCCAGUUGAAAGGCAUCGUGACCAGGCUGUACAGUCAGCACGGAUACUACCUGCAGAUGCAUCCGGAUGGCACCAUGGACGGCACAAGGGACGAAAGCAGCUCCUUUUCACAGUUCAACUUGAUUCCUGUGGGUCUGAGGAUUGUGGCGAUCCAGGGGGCGAAGACAGGGCUCUACCUGGGCAUGAACAGCGACGGGUACCUUUACACCUCUGAACACUUCACCCCCGAGUGUAAGUUCAAGGAGAGUGUGUUUGAGAACUACUACGUGACGUACUCCUCCAUGCUCUACAGACAGAGCCAGUCGGGCCGCUCCUGGUAUAUCGGUAUCAACCGCGACGGACAAGUCAUGAAGGGCAACCGGGUGAAGAAGACCAAAGGUGCUGCACACUUCCUGCCUAGAGUUAUAGAAGUUGCCAUGUAUAAGGAGCCAUCGCUACACGAGCUAGUCAACGAACAGAAAGAGAAAGAGAAAGAGAAAGAGAAAGAGAAAGAGAAAGAAGGCCCUGCCCAGAAUACAGUAAAGACGUCAGAAGAACGUCAUGAAAGAACUUUCUCCAUCAAGAACUGCAGGAAAGAAAAAAAAGCCCCCAAGGCUGAUGCCUCGUAGCACAGGGGACCGAUGGUGGGGGAGGGGCAGCAGUGACACUGAGAACUAAAUAGGGACUUAAUCGCCCAUCAUGCACUUGGGCUGGCUGGAGGAAUGGUCCCCUUUCCCCAGAAGUGCACUGGGCUGCACCAUGAUGAAGUGUCAGGGGUCAACAGCCCAUCAGGUCUGGGUCUAGGAGGAAUUCCUCUCACCUGCCACCAGAGAGGAAGAUAGACUAGGGCCCAAGUCAGCACCACCACCUUUCCUCCCUGUCAAUCACCUUUACCCCUUCUCCUCUAGCACACUCACUACCAAAGGCACAGCCUGUAUAAUCUCUCUGUCAUUCAUCUACUGCCUUCCCAUCACCUGUCCUAGUUUCUAGAAAUCACCUCCACUCGCGCACACGCUUUAAUUUCUAAUUGUUGUAUUUUGAUGUGUGAAUGUGUGAUUGUGUCUGUGUGUAUGAGAGAGAGAGAGAGAGAGAGAGAGAGAGAGAGAGAGAGAGAGAGAGAGAGAGAGAGGUGUGUAACAAUAAUCACUUCAUGUCAUCAUAAUUACUACUCUCGAGUCCACUCUUCUAAUGAAUGGCAAUCACCGUGGUGAAAGUGUGACUAUGCCUGGCCUCCACCAUCUGCCCACCUGCAAAUCACACACCUCACAGCUGGAGGCGGGACAUCAAAAUUAUGUUUUAUUGGACAACAUCGGGGGAUCUAUUUCUAUUUGGUAGCAGGGCUGUCUGUUGAACUGCAGUCAGCAAAUCAAUUUCAAAAAAGCCAAAUCAUCUGUUGAAAGAGACAAGUCAAGCAAGCCCUUUUGGGAUCAGAGUUAUAUCUACAGGCUACAAGAUGACCUUUUCUAUCUCCCUCUUUCAAAGUUCCUUUCUCUAACGAUCAAUCACAAUGAGGAAGGUAAUAAUGGAGGGAACUGAAGAAGUUUAUGAUAAUAAAUCAUGAGGAUGAUGAUGAUAAUAAUAAUUACAAUGGUUACGGUGAUUAUGGUGAUAAUGAUGAUUCAACUACUGUAUAACUUUGCAAUAAUCUCACAGACAGAAAUUUCAGGGUAUUCCAUUAUCUGAAGUGAAUAGCCAUUUUCCCUUCUGGAGCCAUGAAAGCACCAUGUCCAAAAUACUAUGAGAGCCCCGACUUGUACAUGACUGCCAUGUCUGGCCCACAUCACAGUAGCCUGACAGAGAUGAUUUCAGUUUGUGCUCAGCAGGCUGACUCUGAGCAUGUGAGAGAGUGAUGGAGCUAAAUACCCUCUGGGCCCAAAAUGAGGCUAUGUUAUUAUGAUGUAACUCUUUGAAGGUUCUUUCUAGGGGGUUUUAUGGAAUAAAGCCAUCAUUGCUUGAAUUAUUCACCUACAUUUAUGUAAAAUGUUGUAACUAGUCUCUGCAAUAUUUGUACAGUUUUGAGUCUCUUUAAGAGCUGGGCUGUGUUAAAAGAGAAAGUCAGCUUUUUUGCAAGUGUGUGAGAUAGUUACUGAGUGAGUGGUUAUGAAUGUGCCUGCUUAACAAUCUCCCUAUUUGCCAGCCUCCCUAACUCAGCUUGUGGUGCUCUUUUUUGUUGACCAUAAUGCACCAAAAUACAGUAUUUCAGAGACCUCUUAAGGAUUGGACUUAAAGGAAUGCUACUGUGUUAAAUUGAUUAGAUUCUCUGUCACCUGAAAGGUAAUGCCAGUGAUUGUUGAGUGUAUCCUUUGCUUGGCAACUGUUGUCGACAUAAAGCCGAGUUUAAAGCUGACAUCAAAGCCUGAGGAGGCUCUGAGCUGGAGCACCUACUUACUAUUCUACAGACGUCCCACUCCUUAUCCACUCACCAGCCUUAUCAAAUCACCACAGAGGAAUCCACUCGCAAAUAUGGAUUUCUUUGUGUGCGUGGCUGUUUGUGAUUGUGUUCUUCCCCCAGUGUAGCGAUGUUUGUGGGAAUAUGUGAGUUUAUUUUGGGAGUGCAUUGUGUGUGUAUGCCUGUGUGUGCAUGUGUGGGUUUGUGUGCGUGCGCGUGCGUGUUAAGUGGGAGGUGACUUCUGCAAUGUCCUUCACCCUGGACAUAGGGCACUGGGAGGGCUCUCUUUGUGAUGUCCUUCUCUGGGGAGGUGACAUUUGUGGGGCAAAUGGCCACCUUUCAAACACAGCACUGUCACGGUAUUGUUAUUGGCCUGAGAGUGCUGCAGGAAUCAAUGGGCAAUAAAAUCUAAAACAAAAUGUGGACAACAGCACAGCACAACAUAUACAGGAACAGCCCAGUGUACAGAAGGUUGCUUUUCUAGGCAUGGGGAUAUGUACAGUAAAAUACAUAGCAGCGUAGCAUGUUCCUGCCAUGGCGACUAUGCUGUUAGAGUGAGCUAGCAUGCCAUUGUAUAUCACAGAGCAGCACUGCACUGACCUCCUUUAAUAUCCAGCCAAUGUGGAGACUUAUACCACGGUCUCUUGGAGAAUUCUGCUUAGAAAAAGCCAGUCGCAGUGGACUGCCUGUAAAUAUGUUGACCAGCAUUACAGAAGAAUACACACAGAGAGGGAGAAUAGAUACAAAUGUUUCAGAAUGUACAGACUGUGAGAUGGAUGUUUUCUGAAUGUCAUAAAGGACGAGAGUAUGUCUGAGAUGGUCUAGAGCAGUGGAUCCCAAACCUUUAAAAAAAAAUGUUUUACUAGGCAAGUCAGUUAAAACUAAUUCUUAUUUUCGAUGACGGCCUAUGAACAGUGGGUUAACUGCCUAUUCAGGGGCAGAACGAGAGAUUUGUACCUUGUCAACUCGGGAAUUUGAACUUGCAACCUUCUGGUUACUAGUCCAACGCUCUAACCACUAGGCUGCCCUGCUGCCCCGUAUAGUCCUGUAUCCCUUCAAACAUUCAACCUCCAGCUGUGUAACCCCUCUAGCACCAGGGUCAGCUGUAACCCCUCUAGCACCAGGGUCAGCUGUACCCCCUCUAGCACCAGGGUCAGCGCACUCUCAAAUGUUGUUUUUUGCCAUCACUGUAAGCCUGAAACACACAAACUAUACGAUACAUUUAUUUAACAUAAGAAUGAGUGUGAGUUUUUGUCACAAACCCGCUCGUGGGAAGUGACAAAGAGCACUUUAGGACCAGGGCACAAAUAAUAAUAUAAUAAUCAAUAAUUUUGCUCUUUAUUUAACCAUCUUACAUAAAACCUUAUGUGUUCAUCUAAAAUUGUGAAUAACUCACCACAGGUUAAUGAGAAAGGACGCACAUAACUCUACAAUGUUGGCUUGUAUUGGAGAGAGAUUCCGUCUUAAAUCAUUUUCCACACUAUGCCUGUAUUUAGUUUAGUUUUCAUGCUAGUGAGGGCUGAGAAUCCACUCUCACAUAGGUACCUGUUUGCAAAGGGCAUCAGUGUCUUAACAGCGCGAUGUGCCACAGCAGGAUACUCUGAGCGCAGCCAAAUCCAGAAAUCUGGCAGUGGCUUCUGAUUCAAUUCCAUUUUCGCUUGUUGCAAUUUCGGUGAGGCUCUCUUGUUCAGAUAUCGGUAAGUGGACUGGAAGCAGGGCAUGAAAAGGAUAACGAAUCUAGUUGUUUGUGUCGUCCGUUUCAGGAAAGUACCUGUGUAAUUGCUCACCCAACUCACUCAGGUGCUUUGCUAUAUCACAUUUGACAUUGUUCGUAAGCUUGAGUUCAAUUGCACACAACAAAUCAUACAAUGAUGGAAAGACGUGUCUUGUCCUUGUUAAUGCAGACAGAGAAGAGCUCCAACUUCUUAAUCAUAGUCUCAAUUUUGUCCUGCACAAUGAAUAUAGUUGUGGAGAGUCCCUGUAAUCCUAGAUUCAGAUCAUUCCGGCGAGAAAAAACAUCACCCAGACAGGAUAGUUGUGUGAGAAACUCGUCAUCAUGCACGAGGUCAGACAAGUGAAAAUUACGGUCAUCAUAGAAAACUUUAAGCUUUUAAAAAAACGUGGCAAUCCUUUGUGCCUUUUAAUAACCAGUGUACUUCUGUAUGCUGUAAAAGCAUUACAUGGUCGCUUCCUAGAUCAUUGCAUGGUGCAGAAAAUACACAAGAGUUCAGGGACCUUAACAAAGUUAACCAUUUUCACUGUAGUGUUCAAAACGUCUUUCAAGCUGUCAGGCAUUCCCGUGGCAGCAGCAGCCUCUCGCUGGAUGCUGCAGUAUACUCAAGUGGAGUCGGGAGCAACUGCUUGCACGCCCGUUAACACUCCACUAUGUCUUCCUGUCAUGGCUUUUGCGCCAUCAGUACAGAUACCAACACAUCUUGAUCACCAAUGUCCAUUUGAUGUCACAAAGCUGUCCAGUACUUACAAAAUAUCCUUUCCUGUUGUCCUGGUUUCCAGUGGUUUGCAGAAGAGGAUGUUUAAUUGACCCCACAUAAAUGUAACGGAUAUAUACAAGGAGCUGUGCCAGGCCCGCCACGUCUGUUGACUCAUCCAGCUGUAACGCAUAUAAUUCACUGGCUUGUAUGCGAAGCAGUAAUUGUUUCAAAACAUCUCCUGCCAUGUCACUGAUGUGAGGCAAAGGAAGUUCAAUAGUUCUGAGAUAGAAUGUGAGACAAAGGAAGUUCAAUAGUUCAGAGAUAGAAUGUGAGACAAAGGAAGUUCAAUAUUUCAGAGAUAGAAUGUGAGACAAAGGAAGUUCAAUAGUUUUUGAGAUAGAAUGUGAGACAGAGAAAGUUCAAAGUUCUGAGAUAGAAUGUGAGACAGAGAAAGUUCAAAGUUCUGAGAUAGAAUGUGAAACAAACAAAGUUCAAUAGUUCUGAGAUAGAAUGUGAGACAAACAAAGUUCAAUAGUUCUGAGAUAGAAUGUGAGACAAACAAAGUUCAAUAGUUCUGAGAUAGAAUGUGAGACAAACAAAGUUCACUAUUUCUGAUAUAGAAUGUGAGACGGAGAAAGUUCACUAGUUCUGAUAUAGAAUGUGAGACGGAGAAAGUUCAAUAGUUCUGAAAUUGGAUGUGAAGCAGAGAAAGUUAAAUAGUUCUGAAAUAUAAUGUGAGGCAGGGCUCUUAGAUUCUGAUAUUGAGAG